AUCAACUACUAACUUCGCUAAAUGGUUCGUCCAUAACUGUAUAGGCUGUUCUGUUUGCCUUCCGAGAUACUGGUCUCAACCCCCAGGUCCCCCGGUAAUCAAACCACUUCAGAUAGGGAAGCCUACGAGUAUGGUUUUGGAAAGCUAUCACCCUCCUCCACGUUGGAGAGAUAUGUGUACGUUUUGGCACCAUCGUGCAGGGUAGUUUACAUAGGCACGUUGGAUCGUACCUGAGUUCAGUUCCGUGCCAGCCUACAUCUGUAGCGAAGGUUACCCGUUGCUUGCCGUAUUUCACAUUCGAGCGCUAAAAGCCCCAGUUUAGGCACAAGUGUCGGAUCUUCAAAGCUCAAAGACGUAGAAAGGCGAAGAUGUGUUCCCUGAUCGGAUGCUGUUGCGAUUGUGCUGCCUCGAUUGCUUGCUGCUGCUGUACCUGCGCACUGCAGACGAUCUGCUGCAUGGUGUUUGUGGUAGUUAUCAUCUGCUUGGCGAUCGGAUUGGGCGUCUACUUUGGCAUCUUCCACAACCGAGAUUCGGACUCCGGUACGACCACGACCACGCCACGAAGUCUCAUCCUAAACGCACUGAUGCCGGACGGCUUCCACGAGGAAAAGGAAUCCACCUGGGUGUAUUGAUGAGAGAGUCGCCCCACAAUGCAUCCACUAUGAACGCUGUGAUAUGUGAUUAGACUUAGGCAGGAAAAUAGUGUUGCGGCCUCACGCGUGUGUGUGUGUGUGUGUUUUCGUUCCAAAAUUUCCCGUUUAAUAAAUCGAGGUGCACUCACGAAUGCUCACCAAAGGCAAAGAAGAGCAACAUCCAA
Anopheles merus is the source of this 817-nucleotide messenger RNA. RefSeq names its product protein midgut expression 1-like. Bases 369 to 632 code for a protein of 87 amino acids. NCBI's taxonomy places the organism in Eukaryota, Metazoa, Arthropoda, Insecta, Diptera, Culicidae. The transcript is spliced from 2 exons. The record is from RefSeq and is a predicted model, not a curated record.